CUUCGUUCUAUGGGAUGGUAGAUAAUACCGUACAUAUAUAAUUUACCGAGAGUGGAGUUCGUUCAUGUUCCUACUGUCGGUCGAACCUCCUUCCUUGAAAAUAUGUAAAUACUCUGAAGGCGUGAUUCGUUCAUUUGUACAUUUUAGCUAUCUGUGAUAUUUUAAAAAUAAAGUAGUGAAAUGGGGCCGGCAAAGAAAGCAAACGUUCCUCUAGACGAAGCUUUAGCAAUAGCUGGGACAGGACUUUACACCGCCUACGUGAUCUUCGCCACAGGAUUUCUUCUCUUUGCUUCCAUGUUGAAUAUCGAGGCCAUGGCGAUGGUACUUCCGGCGGUAGGCUGUGACUUGAAGCUCACCAAUCCGCAAAAGGGGCUGCUGACUUCCAUAACUUUCACUGGUAUGGUAGUGGCCGGUCCAUUGGCUGGCUUCCUGUCGGAUGCCUAUGGGAGAAAAACGCUCUGCGCAAUCACACAGACUAUCAGCACAUGCCUCUUGCUAUUAAGCAGUAUUUCACCAAACUAUGAGACACUUAUGGUGAUAAACUUUAUUAAUGGAAUAGUACUGACUGGUUCCUUCACUCCGUCUUACGUCUUUGUUAGUGAAUUCAGUCCUAUGUCCAUUAGAGCAAAAGGUCUUAUCAUCGCUACAUGUAUUAGUUUAUUGUCAAAUAUUUUUCUUCCAGGUUUGGCAUGGCUGGUACUUCCAUUGGACAUAAAAUUUUCUAUUUUCGGAAUCAUCACUUUUACUUCUUGGAGGCUGUACCUGAUUAUUAUUAGCAUCCCUAUGUUUAUUUCUGUGGUAUGUUUUUGGAAGAUACCGGAGACACCAAAGUUUCUUCUGAAUCAAGGGGAUGCUGAAAAGACUUUGGAAAUUUUGAAAAUGAUCUACGCAGUGAAUAAUAAGAAGAAGAAGGAGGAUUAUCCUGUGCUUAACGUGAUAUUAGACUCAAGCGAUGAAGGUUAUGGCGAGUAUAAUGAAAUCACCAACCCUUUCCUGAAAUCAGUUAAGGAUAUGACUUCUAGAAGCCGACUUUUAUUUUCAAAAGAGUUCGUUUUGUGCACCUUCAUUUCUUGCGUUUUACUGUUUAGUCAAGUAGGAUCGUUUUACUCCUACAUGCUGUGGUUCCCUGAGCAACUGAGUAGGAUCAAAAGUUUUUCACUGACUCAUGAGGUAUACAACGUGACCCUCUGUGACCUCAUGUCAUCUAGGUAUGGUACCAUAGAAGUUUUAGAAGACUGCCAGCUCAAUUAUGAUUUCUUCUUCUACUGCAUCUUACUUGGUAUCGUUCAAGUGUUUUCCGCGCUUUUCGUCAGUAUCUAUGCGGACCGGUUAGGAAAGAAACUCCUUCUAGCUUGCUUACUGAUCUCGACUGGUGCUAUGACAGUUCUUGUAGUAUUUUUGCAGCAGGAAUAUCUUACAAUUGCAGCUUUAGCAUUUGCUAUAGUCGAUUCUUCCAUGGGAUUUCCAUUGAUAAUGGCGUUGAUAAUGGAAUUCUACCCGACUUACGUCAGGUCAACGGCUACUGCGGUGGCUAUCAUUUUCGGAAGAUUGGGAGCUGCUGCCGGAAGUCAGAUAAUGGGCGCACUCUUUGACAAUUAUUGCGAAAUCGCAUACUUCGGAGUAUGUGGAAUACUCAUAGCUUCUGGACUCAUGUGUCUUGUUCACCCUUCGAAGAGAAAAUGAUCUUUAAAAGAAGAGUGAAGUGGCGGAUACCUACUCAUAAGAAUCCGCUUUGAUAAGCUUUAUGUACAUAUUGCUUAUUAUUCCGGUGGCCACAGAAGAUAAGUUGAUAACUCGAAAAAGAUUUCAAAUGAUCAUCUUCCAAGCCUUCUUCACACAGUUGAUAAGUUCCUUAUAGACAGCUCCUCCGAUCUCUUCAAAGUGUAGAUGUUGAGUCACCUCCACUCUGGUUCAUCUGAUUCCUUCGCCAUGGAGAAGGCUUGUAAUAUAAUCAUAACAGACAUCACCAACAUUUUUUACGUAUCAACUUCCCUGCGGCCACCGACUUAAUGUGUGAUAUUUUUCAACUUCAUGUAUAUAAGAUUUAUUUAAUAAAAGAUAUUUAACUAUAUAUUUAUA
This is a messenger RNA of Nezara viridula (southern green stink bug), 2079 nucleotides long. The record is from the annotation of a GenBank genome assembly. NCBI's taxonomy places the organism in Eukaryota, Metazoa, Arthropoda, Insecta, Hemiptera, Pentatomidae.